AUGUCAAUGAAUCACAGUCUUAAAGUGUUCGCGUGGAAUGUGGGGGGAGCGGGAAGCCGUGCUUUCUGCCGGGCCUUGAAGCUAGCUAUUCAGACGCAUCGUCCGGACUUCGUGGUCCUGCUGGAGCCUCAAUUGAGUGGUGAAUCGGCCAACAAGGUGUGUGAUAAAUUGGGGUUCCCCAAUUCUUUCCGAGUGGAAGCCGAAGGCCGGUCAGGUGGGGUGUGGGUCUUUUGGGAUGGAGGUGUUUUCUCUGUGCAUCCUUUCUCUGCUUGUUCACAGCACCUGUCUUUGCAAGUGAACAGGGGGAACGAACCUCCGUGGAUGCUGACGGCGGUGUACGCCUCACCGCGGCAGAGGGACCAGCGGCUUCUGUGGGCAAGUCUGAUCUCGUACAGCAGACUCAUUGAUAUGCCUUGGUUGCUUACAGGGGAUUUUAACGCCAUCAGCAAACCUGAGGAGAAGUCAGGGCCUCCGGUGCGGAACACUUUGAAGAGAUGUCAGCUGUUCACUGAAAGACUGCAUUUGGCGGAGCUGGUCGAUUUGGGAUUCUCCGGGCCUAAAUUUACUUGGUCAAGAGGCGAUCAAAGCCACUCUUACAAAGCUAGCCGUUUGGACAGGAGCCUCUGUAAUCUCCGGUGGAACAUAUCAUACCCCAAUUCGACGGUGCUUCAUUUGCCGCGCUACCAAUCAGAUCAUAACCCGAUUAUGACCUCGGUGGAAGUGCAGACGAGACAGCAGCAUAUCCCAAGACAGUUCAGAUUCGAGGCGGCCUGGCUGACUAGUGACCGAUUGCCGCAGGCAGUAGCAGAUAGCUGGGAUGCGAAUGCCCCUCUUCAUAGUGCUCUUAAGGUGCUGGCGGACAAGCUCUUGGAAUGGAAUGAUGAGGUUUUUGGAGAUGUUAAUCGCAAGAAGCGUCGGUUGCUGGCCAGAAUUAAAGGGGUUGAAGCUUCUUUAGCAGGAGGGUUCUCCCCCGGCCUCGCUAAGCUUCACUCAAAGUUAUCCAGAGAGCUUGAUAUGGUUCUCGAGCAGGAAGAGCUCAUUUGGUACCAGCGUGCUAGGGACAAGUGGGUGAAGUAUGGGGAAAGGAACACGGCCUAUUUUCAUCAGCAGGUCAACAUCAGGAGACGGUUUAACAAGAUUGAAGCUUUGAUCGACGACAAUGGGCUUUGGGUGACCGAUCCUCAUUCUCUUGCUCUCCUUGUUUUUGAUUUCUUUACUAACAUUUAUAUGCAGGAUAGCUCCAUCUACGAGGAUAGGUUGCCAAAAGAAGCCUUUCCUCGGAUGUCGCAGGCGGAGGCAGCAGCCCUGUUUAGACCCUUCAGCAUUCAAGACAUCCACCAGGCAAUCUUCGACAUGAAGCCGUUCCAAGCCCCAGGUCCAGACGGGUUCCAAGCCGCGUUCUAUCAGCAGUUUUGGCAGGUAGUGGGGAAGGCUCUCUCCGCGAUGGCGGUCUCCUUCUUCACCACAGGCACCCUUCCUGAAGCGGUGACGGAGUCGACGCUUGUCCUCAUACCUAAAGUUGAUUCGCCUGAGAGAGUGACCCAGCUUCGGCCUAUUUCGCUUAAUAACGUGUGUCUAAAGAGCAUUACUAAGGCCAUUACUUCGAGGCUGAAACCUCUCAUGAGGAAGUUAGUGUCCCCGAGACAGAGCAGUUUCAUUCCCGGGAGACAAACGACGGACAACAUCAUUGUUGUUCAAGAGGUUUUACACAGCUUGAGGAAGAGGCGAGGAAAGAAAGGCGGCAUGGUUUUCAAAAUUGAUUUGGAAAAAGCAUAUGAUAUGCUGAGGUGGGAAUUCGUGCGGGAUACUUUGAAAGAGGUCGGGCUGCCGAGCAGCUGGAUCACUUGUAUCAUGUACUGCGUGGAGCACAACACCAUGAGAAUCCGGUGGAAUGGAGAACUGUCUCAGCCGAUCACCCCGACUCGUGGAGUUCGUCAGGGAGACCCUCUUUCCCCUUACCUCUUUGUUCUUUGUAUGGAAAGAUUAUCUCACAGGAUCGAUGAGGCGGUUAAUAGUGGGCAAUGGAAGCCGAUACGGUUAACUAAUGCCGGGCCGCCACUGACCCAUCUGUUUUUUGCAGAUGAUCUUUUAUUGUUUGCAGAGGCUGAAAGGAGGCAAAUCCGGGUCAUCAAGCAGUGCCUGGCGGAUUUCUGCUACAGCUCGGGUCAAAGGAUCAAUUUCAGCAAGUCUAUUCUUUAUGUUUCCCCGAACGUUGCUAGACAUAAAGCCGAGAACUUGAGUUCCUGUGCGGGGAUUCCUUUGAAAGCUGCUUUGGGGAGAUAUCUCGGUAUUCAGGCAAUUCAAGAAAGAGUCACCAGAGGGAGAUACCAGCCUCUUAUCCUGCGCAUUCAAAGAAAGAUGGCACCCUGGAAAGCGAAACGGUUAUCCUUUGCGGCUAGACUCACUGUCGCUAAGUCGGUAACCGCUUCUUUGCCUGUCUAUACGAUGCACACUGAAUUGAUUCCUAGUGGUGUGUGCAGGAACAUUGAUAAGAUCACUAGGGACUUCGUCUGGGGAGCUGAGGAGAAUCGCUCCAAAUUGCACCUGGUUGCUUGGGAGAGGUUGACUCUGGCGAAGGACCAAGGUGGGGUGGGCCUGCGUCCAACUCGCCAGGCUAACUUGGCUAUGUUGGCUAAGAGUGGCUGGCGUCUUCUUCAGGAGAAAGAUAACCUUUGGCGGCAACUCCUUCUCUCGAAGUACGGAGGCCAAAGGACAGGGCUCGAUGUUCUGCGGAAAAAACAGGGAAGUUCCUUCACCUGGAGCAGCUUCUCCAAAGCUGCGGAUCUCCUUAAGCAAGGCUGUGCGUGGAAUAUUAAAAAUGGAAGAAAGACUAAAUUCUGGUGUGACCCGUGGAUUUUGCAGGUACCCUUGAAGGAGGUCAUGACAGGAGACUUGCCAGGCGAGGCCGAUGAGGCGGUGGUAGCGGAUUUUGUUCGGGAUGAUGGGAGUUGGCGCACGGAGCUGAUCUCUAGUCUGCUUCCACCGGACAUCUGCGCCAAGAUCACUAGCACGGCCGUGGAUAAAACUUCUCAAGAGGAGGACGCGUUGUUCUGGUCUCCGUCUGCAGAUGGCCGCUUCACCACCAAAUCUGCGUAUGGACUUCUUAUGCCGCAGGAACAGCAACCUCGGGAAGGAAUUUGGAAGAAGAUCUGGCGCCUAGAGGUCCCAGAGCGGAUCAGAGGGUUCGUUUGGCUAGCUAUUCAGGGAAGGAUAGCGUCUAAUGCUCUUCGGUUUCAGAGGAAGGUGGCGGAGACGCCUUGCUGCCCGCGGUGCGAAGGUUGUACGGAAACAGCUCUCCAUAUUAUGCGUGAUUGCCCUCCUGCGUUAUAUUUUUGGUCCAGACAGGUACCUCAGGGGAAGCAGCAGGUUUUCUUCAGUGCCAACCAUGAUGAGUGGUUUCGCAGUAAUUUAUUGAGUACGGAGAGCACCAUUUCGGGGAUUAAUUGGCCAGGUUUCUUUAGUAUAUCUAUCUGGCUCCUUUGGAAGAACCGCACUACCGCUGCGUUCAAAGGCUUAGGGGCGGCUCUUACUGCUCCUUCUCUUAUGCAGUCCAUUAUAACCAAGAGUAGAAUUUGGAAUGAGUCGUGGCAGGCACCGGAGCUGUUCCUCAGUCAUAAAAAGCAGAAGGCAGAUCGGGUUGUGGCAGCAGUGGGGUGGACACCGCCAGCAGAAGGUUGGGUGAUGGUUAACACGGACGGGGCCUCAAACGGGAACCCGGGUCCGGCCGGAGCGGGCGGUGUCGUCCGGGAUUCUUUGGGUCACUGGUUGGGAGGGUUCGUCGCCAACAUCGGGAGUGCUACUGCCGCCUUAGCGGAGCUCUGGGCCAUCUUCUAUGGGUUAGAGCUGGUUUGGAAACUUGGUUUUCGGGUGGUGAAGAUUGCCACCGACUCGCAGCUUGCUAUUCAGUUGAUUCAGGAGCGGCAUGAUCCUAUUCAUCCUUAUGCCACCUUGUUGAGUCUCAUUCGGAGAAAGAUGGGCCAAGACUGGUUGGUUAGCCUGACUCAUACAUACCGAGAAGGGAAUAGAGUCGCGGACUGGCUCUCGAAGCACAGUCUCGUCUAUCCCUACGGUCUGCAUGAGUUGGCUGAUCCUCCUAUGAGCUUGGUUGCGAUUCUGCAGGAUGAUACGAGAGGAACUACUUUUGAUCGCAGUAUAGUGGCUAAUCAUCCCCCUCCUUCUUAA
Molecule: messenger RNA, 4182 nt
Organism: Linum trigynum
Lineage: Eukaryota; Viridiplantae; Streptophyta; Magnoliopsida; Malpighiales; Linaceae
Source: the annotation of a GenBank genome assembly